AUGUCCUCCACAACAAGCUCUGCUCCUCGCUUCACCCUCUAUCACAAUCCCUCGUGCUCAAAGUCCAACGCGACGCUCACCUUCCUCAACUCUGUACUCUCGCCAUCCACCCUCCACAUUGUAGACUACACCUCCACCCUCCCGGCACUCGAUGAAUUGACAAAAGUUUGCAGUCUCAUGCCCGUAGGACACAGGAAAGAAGUCGUGCGAUGGGAUGAGGUCGAUGGAGAAGGCGCUAAUGUAUCAGACGAGGAUGUGGACGCUAUCGUACGCGUCGUGAUGCAGGACGUGAGGAAGAGGCUGCAGAGGCCAUUGGUGGUCGAUUGGGCUAACGGGAAGGCUGUUGUUGGCCGGCCGUUGGAGAAUGUGAAGGCAUUGAUUGGUGGUGAAGUGUGA
Molecule: messenger RNA, 396 nt
Organism: Fimicolochytrium jonesii
Lineage: Eukaryota; Fungi; Chytridiomycota; Chytridiomycetes; Spizellomycetales; Powellomycetaceae
Exons: 1
Coding region: 1-396 (131 amino acids)
Cellular component (GO): mitochondrion
Molecular function (GO): oxidoreductase activity
Source: RefSeq, a predicted model, not a curated record